This is a messenger RNA of Ciona intestinalis (vase tunicate), 2322 nucleotides long. NCBI's taxonomy places the organism in Eukaryota, Metazoa, Chordata, Ascidiacea, Phlebobranchia, Cionidae. The record is from RefSeq and is a predicted model, not a curated record.
AGUCUGCCAUGAACUUUGGUACAUUAUGUGUGAGCACACUGCUGCUGUUAAACUUGUUCUGUUACUGAUUAACCGCGCGUGGUAAAAGGUUGUUCACAAACACAUAACAGUUUCCGUUUGGCACUAGCAGCAAAGUGUUGUGGGAAAACUGAAAUACGGAAAAUAAGUUUUAACGCAACAAGAUGCUGGUAGUAGCCAUGGUAGUUUUAUGAGUUGAUCAAAAAAUAUAAUAGUUGCGUACAGAUAAAGCAUGGUUUAAACUGGAAAACAUAUGACUUGUUAGAUAUAGCAGCCUACUGUAUAGUUUGGGAUAGACCAAACGACAGAAUGCAGGUUUUGAACAACACAUUUAAUAGUGAGACCAUAGGUAAAGAACAGUGUUACUAUCUUUCAGCGAUGUGGUGUUGAUUAUUUAUUUAUUGGAAAACAUUAUCCACAAAUACAUUGGACGCUUAUAAUGGAUCCUACUUUGUAGUUGUGAAUAAUCUUGCAAUGAUUUGUAAAUACCACUGCUGCAGCCUAUAUAUCUACCGCGUUCUUUUACUUCUAAAAUAAUUCGUCUAUCCUUCUAACAUAAACAGGCUCCAGUUACAUAAGUGCUGAGUAUAUUGUGUAAGGUUACGUGGUUAUUGUGUAUAAGUAACCGAGCAGUGCCCAGGGCAAAGUGAAAUGUAUAGCUGCCAAAGAGAGUAGUGCAAAUGUGCAAACGUUAACGCGCUAGAAUCUUUGAUAAGGUGUUGUUUGGACGCGGCUUUAUUAGCACCGUACACCGUUAAUGCUUGUAUGUAAAAAUAAGAACGAAUCUUUUAAAAUAGCUGGAACCUUUUAAAGCUUGGUCUAUUAAUUUAAAAGCAAGGCAUUCUUGCUUUGGAUUGCAUCAAAAUGAAGGUAAUAUACGCUGGCUUCAGCAAAACCGGCACCAAAUCCAUGACGGCCGUGUUCCAUGAGUUUGGCUACAACACUUAUGAUUUCAUGGAGAACUCGUACUACCUUGGUAAAGAUUGGAGAAGAAUAAUCAAAGAUGGUGGAACAGUGGGAGAUUUUAGGAGAAUGUACAAAGGCGUGGACGCUGUGGUUGAUGUUCCUUGCUAUACUUACUGGGAGCAAAUUUCGGAAGCUUUUCCAGAAGCUAAGAUUAUCAUUUCUGUACGAGAUGACGAAUCGUGGAUACGCGCCUUGAAGAAACAACUUUUUUCGAUGGUAACGGAUUACAUGUACAUAUCAAUGCAGUUACUUUCCUAUUCUGGAUGGCAGCAUUUCAAAUUUUCCCGAGCAUGCGGUUUAGCAGCUUUCGGUGCAGCCCCAGUUAGCUGGCCUUGGAAUCUUAACUUCAAUGAGAUGACUUUUAAAAGGCUCUACAGGACUCAUAACUGCUACGUACUACAGAACGCGCCGAAAGAUAAGUUGUUGGUGUUGAAUUUUAAAGACGGUUGGGAACCAAUCUGUGAAUUCCUGGGAGAUAAAGUACCAGACAAGCCCUUCCCACACGCCAAUAUAGGGGCAUCCAUUAUACAGGAAUACAUGGAAAAUCAUCCAAUUAUGAAGCGAAUGAUGCGAGAAGCGAUGUUUACUCUCGGUAUUCUUACUCUCAUUGGGGCGUAUGGUGGGUACAAGGUUUACCAAAACCCAGCAAGUAUAAGAGGUUGGAUCAACGCAGCAAUGACAAGAUUCAAGUUCUGGUGACUUGUUGAUCACAACUCACUCACAAAUUGCAUGCUUUUUAUUGGCCUGCACUGCACAAUAUUCACACGUAUUUAAUAACGUAAUAGAUAAAUAAUGUACAUACAUUCAUUUAUUGUACUACGCAAAAAGUUAUAAUUUGCUGUAUUGCACCGUGUGUGUUUUAGUUGCACCCGUUCCGAGACAGUGAUUUUGGGUUAUGUGUUAAUUAGACUGUGCUAAAGUCGUGUGCAGUGCUUAAGGUACACGCUGCUUUUCCACGCUUGUUUUAAGCGCAACUAAAUGCUGGUAUAGUAGCCAUGGUAGUUUUAUGCGUUGAUUAAGGUAUAUAUGGAUUACAUAUAUAAAUCGUUUAAAAUGAAGAAAAUAUACUGGCUUGGUAUAGAUGUAAUGUUGUAGUAUGUUGCAGUGGUAAAGAUACGGGUCGCUGUGGUGUUGAUUAUUUAUUUCUUGGAAAAUAUUACCAUAAGCAUCCAUGAAUGCAUAGGACACUCAUAACGGAUACAUAUUUUGUAUUAGUGGAAGUCUUAUGAUAAUUUGUAAAUACCGCUGCAGCCUAUAUAUACCUUGUUCUUAUAUUAUCAACAAAAUUUAUAUAUCCUUGUAAUAUAAAAAGACUCAAAUUAAACAAGUGCCAUAUUA